This is a messenger RNA of Folsomia candida, 4305 nucleotides long. RefSeq names its product zinc finger protein 37. The transcript is spliced from 12 exons. The record is from RefSeq and is a predicted model, not a curated record. The coding region runs from base 2163 to 4172 and encodes 669 amino acids. Gene Ontology annotation, cellular component: nucleus. Gene Ontology annotation, biological process: regulation of transcription by RNA polymerase II. Lineage: Eukaryota; Metazoa; Arthropoda; Collembola; Entomobryomorpha; Isotomidae. Gene Ontology annotation, molecular function: DNA-binding transcription factor activity, RNA polymerase II-specific; RNA polymerase II transcription regulatory region sequence-specific DNA binding.
CAUAGCUUCAUAUUGGAAGAAAGUGUACGGUCAAAGUUCCCCAACAUCUAUAAGGUUAAUUUCCCCAAUUUCUGUCCCAUUCCACCCCCAGUUCGAUAAUGGACUAUAAAGGCAUGUCGAAGGCCGAUUUGGAGAAAGAAAAGCAACUCAUUGAAGAAGAACGUGGAAAAAUAGACCAAAGCUAUAGAAAUGCUAAGGCGAAACUAAAUCUGAAGUAUCAAAAUCGCCGAAACCCAUGGAAUUCUAAAUUUGAGCAAGUUGAGAAGGAACUGGAAGAACGUGAUAAAUCCCAGUCCGAACUGGCCCCAAAGAAGCCUAAGAUUGAUGCCGAUGCUCCCAAUCCACACUGGUCCGGAACAUUGAAUUUAUUGGCCAAAACCUAUUCUCACCGAUCCGAAAACAAAGUACCCUCUUCAAUACCUUUGACAUAGUUGCUCAACUUUGGAAAGUUUCAUUCGAAUUGAUAAAGUGGUUAUAACGUGGCGUAUGCCUAAACUUGACCAAUAACAUUGGGCCAAAUGGGAAAAACUUCAAGUUGAAAAGCCUGUCUAGUCCUGUGGUAUUUCGAGGAACCAACAAUAUAUUAUUAAACCCUUAUAUCUCAUCUACAAAAACAGUUGCCCCUUUUUGCCCCUUUUGCAAAUGGGCGGAGAAAUUUGAGUUUAUUCAGAGGCAAAUUGCGUGAGAAAAAUUAAUGGAGUGCUUCAAUCAUUGACAUGUAUGAAAUUUGUGAGUACUCUAAAUAACACAAUCGCUUCGAAAGAUCUUGCCCAUUCCUUGGGGAAGGGUCCAUGGUAAGUCAAACCCUUCCAAAAAAUUUAUUACCAAGGGGGGAUUUUAUGACGUGGGGGCCCCUUGAGGAGGGAUGACGAAAUUUUUAAUUUUGGCCCUGUUUUCUUUGUUAAUGAGGUCAGAGGGAAGAAAUACUUCAUAAAACUAUAGAAUAUUGUCAUUUUAUAAAAAUACAUCCUCAAAUGUAUCGAAACAAAAAUUUCCAAUUUUCAUUUUGACGACACCCCCUGGCAGUGGGUGUGUCGAUAAUGUCCCAAUGAUAGACAAAAUUUUAUAGAGCUUGAUGAGACCUUCCAAAUGAUACCCCACUUGCUGGGGUAACGUGAGAAAACAAUUAUUUGCCUUUGACCACACCCCCAAGGGGUGUGGCUUUCAUUGAAAGUUGCAUAACUUAUACCCCUUGGAACUUCAUAUCUCGAUUUCCGAAGACAGAAUUCGAAAAAAUUGACUUGUUCGAGAGUUAUAGGUUUUGGCAAACAAAUAAAGCAAUCCGGACCAGUGUGCAAUCCUAUCAUUCAACGGGGCGCAUCCCCCACAGGGGGUGAAAGUGAGGAGAGGACUGCCAUUUCUUCCAGUAGCAAAGCUGAAAUUAGCUUAUCAGGAUCGAGUUUGGGUCCCGGAAGCAGCGUAACAUUGUCACAGCGUGGCAUUUCUAAUGUCAAUUUCAGGUUUAGCGUCGCCACAACAUCUGUGAUGGGAUAAAUAGCACGCUCGUCAAGUCCGGUACGAGUGGUACGGAGGAGUCCACCCCGUCUUCGUGGGAUUUUAGUAAGGGGACCGGUUUGAAAGACCCAUCCCCACCGGAACCAGAAAAAAAGGUGACUCUUUCUCCAAAACCAUCGCCCAGCCUGGACACACCCCCUGACAUGGAACUCGUAGUUCAGGGUGGUGAAGAUUUACCAAAGUGGGGGGAUGAUGAGCCAAAGCAAUGAUUGAGAACUUGAAUGCAAAGGAAUAAGCAUGUAUAGCAUAUCUUAUCUUGCAUACAUUUUUUUUAAACAAUCCUUAAUUCCAUAUUUUACGGCGUGGCAAAGUGUAUCAAAUUUUCAAGGGGUCGCGUUUCAUAUAUAGUAUUAAAUUUGGGUACGUCUUUUCAUUAAAAUGUUUUAGAAUUAAGUAAUAAGAAGAGUCAUGAAAAAUGAGAAACAAAUCUCAUUUUGCUAAUUCACGAGGAGGAGAUAGUCUCAGUUUCCCAGCCAGCUGAACUGCGGGACUCGUAUUGUGUAAAUAAAUAUAAAUUGCUGUAUUUUGUAUGUUGUUCCACAUUUUUCAUUCUGCAUUAAAUAAUCUAAUUUAAAUUAUUACAUUUAAUUAACGAAAUACGAUAAGCAUUCUCUUCCCAUCGAUAGUGACGAAUUAUUAGUGAUAAAAUGGCUCAAUUAAACUGUCUCCUCUGCCUGGACAACGUUGAAGGGGAACAUCUUGCACUAAAUUAUUUAAAUUCGACCCAAAUUAUUCACCUGUACGACCUCCUCAUUCCGAAAGAUCGGAAUUCUCGUCAAGAUCUCAUAGCUAAUUGUCCCUCAGAAAACAAUUAUGGAUUCACUUUGUGUCAGAAUUGUUCCUUUGAAACGACACAGAUUGAUCAAAUUAAAGAACAAAUAUCCCAAUUGGAAGACGACGUAAGACUGAAAGUUGACGAAAUCCGAAGGAAAAUGGUGCAUUGUCCUGUCGAGAAAGAAUUGAGUCCAGGGUUGGGUAAAAUUCGGGCAUGUUUUCUCCCCUGCUUAUCGUCAGACGGUGGAAGUGAUUCUGGUGACAUCCAAGGUGACGAUUUGCAAGUCAAAGUAGAACCAGAAGAGGAUUACGAUUACGAAGAUAAGCAUUUCCUUGGAGACGAUAAUAAAGUUGACAUCUCGUCACCUCCCGUUAAUUACAAUGAAGACGAUCCACAUCUUACAGAUUUUUCCCAUUCUUCUUCUGACGAGGAAUCGUCUUCUUUCCUAAUAACGCCGGAUAAUAUUAAAGCCAUGAAAAAGAAAAACAAAAAUACGCUUUGGGAACAAAAAUCUAUGUCAAGAGUCUCCACAAAAAUUAAAACCAUUAAAAAAUCCAAUAUACCAACCUCACAGCGAAUAACUCGUUCAUCUGCAUCUCAAAAUAGAGAAGCGAAACCCGCACAAAUUUCCGAGGAAACAAAUUCCUCCGAAGAUAUCAAACCUUCAAAGACAGAGCUUGACGACGAAUCAUCAUCCACUCCUAAAAAAAUAAAGGGAGAGAAGAAACCACUGAAAAAAUAUGGAAAGAAAAAACUUCCCAGAUUUCCGUGCAGCCUUUGUUCCAAAAUAUGUUACGAGCACUGCACCCUUGUCACCCAUAUGAUGACUAGACAUGAAACGAAGGACAAGUCUCAUUUUUGCAGCAAGUGUAACAAGGGCUUCACUGCCGAGGCGAAUCUCCAAAGACAUUUCGACCUCCAUGCAUUUGACAACACCAAACCAUUAGCUUGUUCUGUUUGUGAUGCAAGAUUUUCAGAUCAGGAACGUCUCGAUAGGCACACGCUCACGCAUGGGAGAAAAUAUUGGUGCGACCGGUGUGGAGCAGAGUAUAAUUCGAAGGAGAGGUUUGACAGUCAUGUUCGCACCCACACGGGAGAGCGUCCCUAUAAAUGUGACCAAUGCCCCGAAGCCUUCAUCGACUACAACGGCAAAAAAAGACACAUCGAUCUCGUCCACAGUGGGACUGCUCGGGAAAGUUGUGAUUGUCCCAUUUGUGGAAAGAAAAUCUUGACAUCAUCUCUCAAAUCGCAUAUGGAAUUAGUUCACGAAAACAAGAAGAACUACAGUUGUGACGAUUGUGGGGAAAAAUUCAAGAUGAAAGACACUUUAGCCGCCCACCGGGUCAAAGAGCACAAUGCGGAUAGCAUAGUUUGUGAGGAAUGCGGUGGAACAUUUACUACACGGAGAGGUUUGAAUCGCCAUAAAUCCAACCAUAAUAUGGAACUUAAAUACACCUGUAACACAUGUGGUGCAAGAUUCAGAGCCCAACAUCAAUUAACAUAUCACGUCCGCUCCCACGCCGUUGGACAAGAAGUCAUUUGUCAACAUUGCAGUAAAGCAUUCAAACAUGCGCCCCAUUUAGUGGAACACAUAAAACGAAUCCACACACGGGAUUAUGUCCCGAAAACUCCGUUUGAAUGCAACCACUGUAAGAAACGGUUUGCGUCCAAGAAAGACCGGGACUGUCAUAUUCGUCAACAUCACACGGGAGAGCGGCCCUUCGUCUGCCACCUGUGUGGCAAAGGAUACGCCGUCGAGACCACGCUGACCCUGCACUUGAAGGGUGUUCAUCAAGUUGAUGUUCAAUGGAAGAGAGCAACUGGGUGGAAAAAGUCGAAACGCGAUGAUUUUGUUGGGGCCAAAGAGUCAGAAGAAACUUAAGACUAGUACAUUAUACAUAUUUAUACAUAUGAUUCAGCAGUCAUGGUACUGGUGUUAUUAAUUUAUACCUGGAAUAAUUAAAGAGAUGUGAACUAGACUUGGGUUAUUAAAAUCGUGCACAUUUUUUAGUUUA